Toxorhynchites rutilus septentrionalis is the source of this 4725-nucleotide messenger RNA. It is a transcript of the gene Tango1, whose product is annotated as transport and Golgi organization protein 1. The record is from RefSeq and is a predicted model, not a curated record. Bases 67 to 4293 code for a protein of 1408 amino acids. Gene Ontology annotation, cellular component: endoplasmic reticulum membrane; endoplasmic reticulum exit site. The transcript has 11 exons. Gene Ontology annotation, biological process: endoplasmic reticulum to Golgi vesicle-mediated transport; protein secretion; vesicle cargo loading. Lineage: Eukaryota; Metazoa; Arthropoda; Insecta; Diptera; Culicidae.
CGCCGAGAAAAAAAGUGAAGUGUGUGUGCAAGGAGUGAUGUGGCUUAAUAGGCAGCGAGAAAAACUAUGGAAAAGAUUAAUUUUGCUUGUUUUGUACAUAUUUUAUGCUUAAUUUUAGUUCUAACAGUAUCUGGGGUGAGCUCCAAGUUAUGCGGAGAUCCAGAAUGUAAAACUCCAAUUGCCAAAGCGAGGGUGAUGCUUCAAUAUAUGGGUGGAGGUAAUGGCAAGCUGAAUCUGAGAAUAAAAGACGUUCUAGAUAUUCUGGCACGAGAUAUUGGCAAGAAUAAAGAGCUUCUCGUCAGGAAUAGCAAAGGAGAAAUAGGAUUAGCCAGCCCCACAUUUAUACGGGAAUCGAAAAUUCUAGUUAAUAAAGGAGCUCUGAUAAAUGUCGAGGAGAAAAUUGUGCCUUCAGAGACGGAGCGGCAACAGAUUGUGGACAACACAACGAUCCAACUGUCGCUUUUGGAAGAUCAGCAAAUCGAUGAGGAUGUUCCAGUACCCGUCACAGAAGCCACACCAGCUUUAGCGAAUGUUCCAUCUCACGAUACCGUGGUUCACGAGACUAUAAACACGGGAACUGAUCCGAGUAAUCAACAAGGUCAUUCUAGCAAUGAAAAGUUAAUCGAUAAUGAAGUGAGUGAAGCGACUACAGUUAAUGAGUCUACAACUACUUUAUUGAACACAGAAACUACACCCAGUGGAGAACAAAAUCAAUCUAUCGACGGGAGGCCAAAAGAAAAUACAGUACAAGAGAAAACUGGUCCUGCACUUGGCGUUCAAGCUGGAGAUGUGCCAACACCUGAUCCUAACAAAAACGAUGCAAUCCAUAUUGACAAUAUGUCUAAGCACGAAGCUUCUACAGAAACUCUUCCAGAACAUACUAACGUCACAGAACCUAUUACUGGUGGAGAUUCCGAGCCUACCAAUGAAAUUAUUCUAGAUGAAUCUGAACUUGAACAAUCUGCCGAAUCAGAUACGAUUGAUGACGAUGAUGAGGAAGCGAUCGACGAUGAAGAUGAGGAAUCGGAAUCCGAUGAUACCGAAGCAAGUGGAAUUGAGGAUAUGCAUGAAGUUCCUGAUCCGGAUUCUGUCGAUCCAUCAAGUGGACCCUCUGCGACUGAAAUGAAUGAUGAUCAUGGUAAAAUUGAAGAUGCCGCACACGAAUCGACUACCGAGAAAGUAAUGCUGGAAAGUAUUGAUGCCACCACAGAAGCCUCAAUUGAAACAACCGAGAAUUUGAGAACUGAAGAAACAUCAAAAUCAGAGGAAACGCAAACUGAUAAAAUUGUGUUCGAGCCUCAUUUGGAAAUUCUAUCCUCACAUGAAAUACCUUUAUCAACGAAUGAAAAAAGGGACGAGAUUAAUUUGGAAGCUCAGAAAAUACCCAAGACGGCCGCCACCACCACCAACGAACUGAGACCGGUAGUGGAAGAGCCUGAGGCGGUAACGGUGAAUCCUACCAUUGCUGCUGACGGAGUCAAACCAGAAACGCCGGAAACAGUGACGGAAAAUCCUAUCAUAGCUGAUGGAGUGAAACCAGAAACACCAGAAUCGAUAACGGAAAAUCCUACCAUUGCCACUGAUGGAGUCAAACCAGAAACUGAUCGGCCACAAGCGCCUUACAAAUUCAUACAGAGUGGAUUGGGCAGUUUGUUAGCUCACUCUCACCACCACCAUCAUCAUCAUCAUCAUAAUCAUGGACAUCACCACCACAACCAUCAACACGUGGACAGUAGUCAAGAGUUAACAAAUGAAUUGACCGAGGAAAAGUCUGUACCGUUCAUUGGACAAUACGGCCAGGAGGCACGUGAAGAUUCAGUGCACUCAAAGUUGCUGGACAAUAACGAACCUAGAAUAGGGCAGGAAAUGGAAGCUUCACAAGAUACAGUAACGCACGAGAACGGAUACUGCGAUCGACAACCCUGUCCGCAUCCGAAUCCUGCUCAAACGUCACCCCAACUGCAACAAUCCAAUGGUUUUCACCACCAAUCAACUCCUAGCACCAUACCUGCCGUCGACGCGAUGACAACCGAACCCCCGGCAGUUUCACCUCCAGCGCCACAACCGCAGCCGGAAGAGCAGCCUUUCGAGCACGACCAGGGUGAAGUGGAUUACGCCAAAAUGAUUAUCUCGGAAUUGUUCAAACUCAGUGAUUUGAUUCUACUCCUGGGAAUUACUUCUUUCACGCUGAUCGUCUUUUCUUUGGGUCAUUAUUUGAUCAACAAAAAUCGAAAGGAGAAGCCGUUGAUUUACAAGCUGAACAUGAUCGAGCGUGAUUUGAUGGCAUCACACAAGGAAAAUGCAAUGCUGAAGGCCGACCUUCUGGAUACGAAACACAAACUCAUAAGCAUCGAGAACAAUUCAUUCGGUUCCAACGACAUGGUAAUCGCUCUGCGCCAGGAACUAGAGGAUACCGAACAGACGAAGCUCGAGUUACAGGAACAGAUCGCUUCCCUGGAGAAGGAACUGGAGAACGCUGCCGAGGCUGGCCUAGAACUGAACAAAAUGGUUGCCGAGCUGCUGAACCAAAGUGGCAGUGAAUCGAUCGCACUCACCGUGGAUGAGCUACAGAGGCAACUGAACGAACAGCAGCAAACGAUACUGUCGAUGAAUACGACCCUGGCGGACAAGAGUCGCGAGAACAGUGAACUCCAGGUCACACUGGCCAAUCAGUCAGCCAAGUUUGGCCAAGAGAUGGACGAGAUGCAGCAGACGCUGAACGAUUUGAAGCUUGAGAAGAAUAAUCUAGAGAUUGAACUGAAUAAUUUCAGGAGUGGUCAAAAUUCGCAGCUGGACACGCUGCGGAAAGAGGCCAGCAGUGAAAUUGCAAAACUAAACAAAGAGGUAAAAUCGUUCCAGUUCAAGUGGGAGGAAAGCAAAAAACUGCUGGCAGCUGCCGAGGCAAAGAGUGAAGCCCUGGAGGAAUGCAUCAAAGAGAUCAAACGUGGCAACUCAAAUGGAACCGUUGAUGGGCUGAUUGAUUCUGCCGAACUCAAGGCACAAGUCGCAGUUUUGAUUAAAGAGAAGGCCAACUUGAAGGAACAGUUGCAGGGAGAAAUCGUCGCUCGACAACUGCUCGAUGAUCAUGUUAAGAUUAUAAACGAGGAAAUUUCUGCUUUGAAAAAAGAAUACAGCCAAUCAGAGAAAGAUAAACUAGAAGCUGAAACCCGUCUCGAAGUACUCUCGUCGUAUUUCAAAGACAAGGAAACGCAAUUACAAAAGGAACUGAGCAUUAAGGAAGCGAUGUGGAUGCAGCAACAGGGCGAAACCACGAGUACUGUCGAAAGGAUCCGGUUGAUGCAGGAUGAGAUUCAGCAGCUGAACUCUGUUCAUUCGCUCAUCGAGCGAUUUGAAGCACGAUCCCAGAAUGACAAAUUGCGUGCGGAAAUAGAAGCUCAAGCCGCGGCUCACAAAACUCAGUAUACUGCACUGGAAACACGCUCACAUGAUGCCUGGCUAGCAGCUCGACAAGCUGAGCGACGUCUUGAGGAAGCACGUAAUGAAUCUAGCUCAUUGCGACGCAAACUGACCGCGCUUGGAGACGUAUCAACCACUAACACAACGACUGAUGCUAUCAUACCGAAUACAGUCCCACAAGUGGACCUCAGCCUAGCGGCUCCCUCGCCCCUGCGGGUAGAAUCGCCAAACGCUCCUAUGAUGGUUCUUCCACCUCCACCCUUCCACAUGCCACCGCCUUUCGGGCCACCCUUCAUGCCCCCAUUUAUGCCUCCUCCUGGCCCUGGAGAGAUGCGACCAGCCCCUCUCGGCCGUCUCAUGUCCCCAUCACCAAUCCGGUACAGUCCAAGUCUCGUAGAUAGCCGGGAUCGAUACAGCCCGGACCGUGGCCGAUACUUACCGGACAGUCGCUAUGAUUAUUCUGUGAUGUCCAACUACGAAACGGAAACCGAUUUCAGUCCUCCCCCAUCGCCUCCACCGCACUCACGUCGUAACAAUUAUGACCGCGAGCAAGAGCGGGAUCGGGAACGGGACCGGGAUCGAGACCGAGAUCGCGAGCGGGAACGUGAUCGGGAUCGGGACCGAGAGCGAGAACGAGAUCGAGAUCUAGAUAUGCGUGAUCGAGAACGAGAUUUGAGGGAACGGGACGGUCGCACUAGUGGCAGUGGUGGCGUGGCGGAUCGCAGUGGAGGCACCGGUGGUGGAUAUCCGAAGGCGUUCUCCCCGCCCGUCAUGAGAACCACCUCCCCGCCCAUUCAGGACCCUAGGAAUAAAAAAUACCAAGCGGUGAAUCAAUUCAAAGAAGUGAAGCAUUUUUGGAACUCCUUGGAAAAGUAAAAUCGGCCACGUACUAAUUCACUAGCCUACCCAGGGUGGUUUCAGUUCCGGCUCUCAAGAUUCGGUCGCAACCAGGAAGAACGGUAAACAGUAUAAAAAAUAGUAAAUAAAUUUAGAACAUUAUAUAAAUUCAACUACAAAUUAUUGUAUGGCGUUCCGGUUGAUACACCGACCUUUGUGUAUAACGUCAAUGAUUGAAAGGAUAAUUAAGUAUUUCAGCAAUUCAGAACUACCAGUUUUGGUUUUAUAUUCGUUUGUGAAGCGCUGAAAACUUAUGAUUUGCUGUAAGUGAGCAUUUAUAGGAAAGUUCUCAGAAUUCGGUUAGGCCCCUGUACAAAAACAUGUACACACUGCAAUAGUUUAAAUAGUAGUGUUUUAUUUCAUUACCCGAAAGGUGACAACCAAUCUACAAUGAAUAUCUAUAAAGUGGUA